CCGCGCCAUGGCCCGCCUGUGGCCGCUGCUGCUGCUCCUGGUGGUGGCCGCGCGCGCCCGGCCCGGCGCCGACGGGACGUGCCCCGAACGCGCGCUGGAGAGGCGGGAGGAGGAGGCGAACGUGGUGCUCACCGGCACCGUGGAGGAGAUCCUCAACGUGGACCCGGUGCAGCACACGUACUCGUGCAAGGUUCGGGUCUGGCGGUACUUGAAGGGCAAAGAUGUGGUGGCCCAGGAGAGCCUGCUGGACGGAGGCAACAAGGUGGUGAUUGGUGGCUUCGGAGACCCCCUCAUCUGUGACAACCAGGUGUCCACUGGGGACACCAGGAUCUUCUUUGUGAACCCUGCCCCGCCGUACCUGUGGCCGGCCCACAAGAACGAGCUGAUGCUCAACUCCAGCCUCAUGCGCAUCACCCUGCGGAACCUGGAGGAGGUGGAGCACUGCGUGGAAGACAAACCCGGGACCCACUUCACGCCAGUGCCCCCAACGCCUCCGGAUGCGUGCCGAGGAAUGCUGUGUGGCUUUGGCGCCGUCUGCGAGCCCAGCGCGGAGGAGCCGGGCCGAGCCUCCUGCGUGUGCAAGAAGAGCGCCUGCCCCAGCGUGGUGGCGCCCGUGUGCGGCUCAGAUGCCUCCACCUACAGCAACGAGUGCGAGUUGCAGCGGGCGCAGUGCAGCCAGCAGAGGCGCAUCCGCCUGCUGCGCCGGGGGCCCUGCGGGACCAGGGACCCCUGCUCCAAUGUAACCUGCAGCUUUGGCAGCACCUGUGCGCGCUCUGCAGAUGGACUGACAGCCACGUGCCUGUGCCCUGCCACGUGCCUGGGGGCCCCCGAGGGCCCCGUGUGUGGCAGCGACGGCACUGACUACCCCAGCGAGUGCCAGCUCUUGCGCCAAGCCUGCGCCCACCAGGAAAACGUGUUCAAGAAGUUCGACGGCCCUUGUGACCCCUGCCAGGGCGCCCUCAACGACCUGAGCCUCAUCUGCCGUGUGGACCCACGCACGCGGCGCCCCGAGAUGCUCCUGCGGCCAGAGAACUGCCCUCCGAGGCAGGCGCCCGUGUGUGGGGACGAUGGGGUUACCUAUGGUAACGACUGCAUCAUGGGCCGAACCGGGGCCACCCGAGGCCUCCUCCUCCAGAAAGUGCGCUCUGGCCAGUGCCAGCCUCGAGACCAGUGCCCAGAGGCGUGCAAGUUCAGUGCCGUGUGUCUGUCCCGCCGAGGCCGCCCCCGCUGUUCCUGCGACCGUGUCGUCUGCGAUGGGGCCUACAAACCCGUGUGCGCCCACGACGGGCACACAUACGACAGUGACUGCUGGCGCCAGCAGGCCGAGUGUCAGCAGCAGCGCAGCAUCCCCGCCAGACACCAGGGCCCGUGUGACCAGCCCCCGUCCCCAUGCCGCGGGGUGCAGUGUCCAUUCGGGGCGAUGUGUGCUGUGAAGAAUGGGGAGGCCGAGUGUGCGUGUCAGCAAGCGUGUUCAGGCAUCUACGACCCCGUGUGUGGCGGCGAUGGCGUCACGUACGGCAGCACGUGCGAGCUGGAGGCUACGGCCUGCGCCCUUGGGCGGGAAAUCCGAGUGGCUCGCCGAGGACCCUGUGACCGCUGUGGGCAGUGCCGCUUUGGAGCCCUGUGCGAGGCUGAGACCGGGCGCUGCGUGUGCCCCUCCGAGUGCGUGGCCUCGGCCCAGCCCGUGUGCGGCUCUGACGGGCGCACGUAUGCCAGCGAGUGUGAAUUGCACGUGCACGCCUGCACACGCCAGAUCAGCCUGCACGUGGCCUCGGCUGGACCCUGCCAGACCUGCGGAGACACGGUGUGCGCCUUCGGGGCCGUGUGCUCAGCGGGGCGGUGUGUGUGUCCCCGGUGUGAGCGCCCUCCGCCCGGCCCCGUGUGUGGCAGCGACGGCGUGACCUACCGCAGUUCCUGCGAGCUCCGCGAGGCGGCCUGCCAGCAGCAGACGCAGAUAGAGGAGGCCCGGGCGGGGCCGUGUGAGCAGGCCGAGUGUGGCUCGGGAGGCUCGGGCUCUGGAGAGCACGGCGAGUGUGGCCCGGAGCUGUGCCGGCAGCGAGGCGGCAUCUGGGACGAGGACUUGGAGGACGGGCCGUGCAUCUGCGACUUCAGCUGCCAGAGCGUCCUGAGGAGCCCUGUGUGCGGCUCGGAUGGGGCCACCUACCGCACUGAGUGUGAGCUGAAGAAGGCCAGGUGUGAAUCGUGGCCAGAGCUGUACGUCGUGGCCCAAGGAGCCUGCCGUGCCCCCACCUUGGCCCCGCUGCUGCCUGCGGAUGCCCUGCACUGCGCUCAGACCCCCUACGGCUGCUGCCGGGACAACAUCACCGCUGCCCGGGGCGUGGGCCUGGCCGGCUGCCCCAGCUUGUGCCAGUGCAACCCACAUGGCUCCUACAGUGGCACCUGUGACCCGGCCACAGGCCAGUGCUCCUGCCGCCCGGGCGUGGGGGGCCUCAAGUGUGACCGCUGUGAGCCCGGCUUCUGGAACUUCCGUGGUAUUGUCACCGAUGGCCGGAGCGGCUGUACCCCCUGCAGCUGUGACCCCCAGGGGGCCGUGCGGGACGACUGUGAACAGAUGACCGGGCUGUGCUCCUGUAAGCCCGGGGUGGCCGGACCCAAGUGCGGGCAGUGUCCAGACGGCCAUGCCCUGGGCCCUGCUGGCUGUGAGACAGACUCUUCGGCGCCCAAGACCUGUGCUGAGAUGCCUUGUGAGUUUGGGGCGUCCUGCGUGGAGGAGGCUGGCUCUGCCCACUGCGUGUGCCCAACGCCCACCUGUCCAGGGGCCAAUGCUACCAAGGUCUGUGGGUCAGAUGGAGUCACCUAUGGCAAUGAGUGCCAGCUGAGGACCAUCGCCUGCCGCCAGGGCUUGGACAUCUCUAUCCAGAGCCUCGGCCCUUGCCAGGAAGACAUCACUUCCGGCCUCCGUCCGACAUCUGCAUCCGUGGCCACCUCAGGGCUUGACCUGAGCAAGGCACUGCUGCCUCCACCCAGCGCCCUCUCCCUGGCUCCCAGCAGUACCCCUCGACCUGCAUCACAACCUUGGACCACUGCCAGCAUCCCCAGGACCGCUGCAAGGCCCGUGCUGACCAUGCCUCCCACGGCCCCCUCCCUGGCAGCCAGCCUCGCCACACCUGCCUUUGGCGAAUCUGGCAGCGCUGAUGGGAGCGGUGACGAGGAGCUGAGUGGUGACUUGGAGGCCAGUGCGGCUGGCUCAGGAGGACUCGAGCCCCCUGAGAGAGACAGCGCUGGGACCCCCGGGCCACCCAUGGAGAGGGCUUCCUGCUACAACUCACCUAUGGGCUGCUGCUCAGAUGGCAAGACACCCUCACUGGACACAGAGGGCUCCAACUGUCCUGCCACCAAGGUAUUCCAGGGUGUGCUGGAGCUCGAGGGGGUCGAGGGGCAGGAGCUGUUCUACACGCCAGAGAUGGCCGACCCCAAGUCCGAGCUGUUUGGAGAGACCGCCAGGAGCAUCGCGAGCGCGCUGGAUGACCUCUUCCGGAACUCGGACGUUAAGAAGGACUUUCGAAGUGUCCGCCUGCGGGACUUGGGGCCUGGCAACUCCGUCCGAGCCAUUGUGGAUGUGCACUUUGACCCCACCACAGCCUUCAGGGCACCCGAUGUGUGCCAGGCCCUGGUCCGGCAGAUCCAGGCAUCCAGGCGCCGGUCCCUCGGUGUGAGGCGGCCUCUGCAGGAACACGUGCGGUUCAUGGACUUCGACUGGUUUCCUGCAUUCUUCACGGGAGCCACCCCUGCUGCAGCCACAGCCAGAGCCACCACUGUGGCCCGCCUGCCACCUUCAGCUGUGACCCCUCGGGCCCUCUAUCCCACUCACACAAGCCGGCCCGUCAGCAGGACCACAGUGCCCCUCACCACGCGCCGGCCCCCCACCCCUGGCCCUAGCCGUGUGCCUGCACGCCGGCCCCCGCCCCCAGGCACCCAGCAGCCCCCAAGGCCCUGUGACUCCCAGCCCUGCCUCCACGGGGGGACCUGCCAGGACCAGGGCCCGGGUGGAGACUUCACCUGCCGCUGCACAGCGGGCAGGGAGGGCGCUGUCUGCGAGAAGGCACCGCGCCCCUCCGUGCCAGCCUUCGGGGGCCACUCCUUCCUGGCCUUCCCCACCCUCCGUGCCUACCACACCCUGCGCCUGGCGCUUGAAUUCCGGGCGCUGGAGCCCCAGGGUCUGCUGCUCUACAACGGCAAUGCCCGGGGCAAGGACUUCCUGGCACUGGCGCUGCUGGGGGGCCGCGUGCAGCUCAGGUUCGACACAGGUUCGGGGCCCGCGGUGCUGACCAGCUCAGUGCCCGUGCAGCCCGGCCGGUGGCAUCACCUGGAGCUGUCUCGGCACUGGCGCCAGGGCACUCUCUCGGUGGACGGUGAGACCCCUGUCCUGGGCCAGAGCCCCAGUGGCACUGACGGCCUCAACCUGGACAUGGACCUUUUUGUGGGUGGCGUCCCGGAGGACCAGGCUUCCGUGGUGCUCGAGCGGACCUCUGUCGGCGUUGGUCUUAGGGGCUGUAUCCGCCUGCUGGACAUCAACAACCAGAGGCUGGAGCUGAGUGGCUGGCAGGGCUCUGCGACCCGAAGCUCUGGAGUGGGCGAGUGCGGGGACCACCCCUGUGUGCCUGACCCCUGCCUCGGCGGGGCCCCGUGCCAGGCCCUGGAGGCCGGCAUGUUCCACUGUCGGUGCCUACCCGGCCGCUUUGGCCCGACCUGUGCUGACGAGAAGGACCCUUGUCAGCCGAACCCCUGCCACGGGGCAGCCCCCUGCCGCGUGCUGCCCCAGGGCGAGGCCAAGUGCGAGUGCCCCCGGGGCCGGGAGGGCAGCCUCUGCCAGACAGUCUCAGAGCGAGAGGAUAGCCAGCCUUUCCUGGCCGACUUCAACAGCUUCUCCUACCUGGAGCUGAAAGGCCUGCACACCUUUGAGCGGGACCUGGGGGAGAAGAUGGCGCUGGAGGUGGUGUUCCUGGCCCGGGGUCCCAGCGGCCUGCUCCUCUACAACGGGCAGAAGACAGACGGCAAGGGCGACUUUGUGUCGCUGGCACUGCACGACCGUGUCCUGGAGUUCCGCUACGACUUGGGCAAGGGGGCAGCGGUCAUCAGGAGCAAGGAGCCAGUGGCCCUGGGCGCCUGGACCAGGGUGUCCCUGGAGCGAAACGGACGCAAAGGAGCCAUGCGGGUCGACGAUGGGCCCCGUGUGCUGGGGGAGGCCCCGGUGCCGCACACUGUCCUCAACCUGAAGGAGCCGCUCUAUGUGGGGGGGGCCCCUGACUUCAGCAAGCUGGCCCGGGCAGCCGCCGUGUCCUCUGGCUUCGAUGGCGCCAUCCAGCUGGUCUCCCUGAACGGCCGCCAGCUGCUGACCCGGGAGCACGUGGUGCAGGCGGUGGACGUCUCGUCCUUUGCAGACCACCCUUGUACCCAGGCCGAGGGUCACCCUUGCCUCAACGGGGCCUCCUGUCUCCCUCGGGAGGCCUCCUACGAGUGCCUGUGUCCUGGGGGCUUCUCGGGGCUGCACUGCGAGAAGGGCCUGAUUGAGAAGUCGGCCGGGGACCUGGACACGCUGGCCUUUGACGGACGGACCUACAUCGAGUACCUCAACGCCGUGACGGAGAGCGAGAAGGCGCUACGGAGCAACCACUUUGAGCUGAGCCUGCGCACCGAGGCCACGCAGGGGCUGGUGCUGUGGAGUGGCAAAGCCACAGAGCGGGCCGACUACAUCGCACUGGCCAUCGUGGACGGGCGCCUGCAGCUGGCUUACGACCUGGGCUCCCAGCCCGUGGUGCUGCGCUCCAGCGUACCAGUCAGCACCAACCGCUGGUUGCGCGUCAGGGCACACAGACGCCGGCUGGGAACAUGUCCCUCUGGUCUGAGCCUUGGCCGUCCCCUCCAGCAAAGCUUGACCCACAGGGGGUCCCCCUGCCCUUGGCCAUCUGGUGCUCUCCUGGGGGAACAGAGGGAAGGCUCCCUUCAGGUGGGCAAUGAGGCCCCUGUGACUGGUUCCUCCCCACUGGGUGCCACGCAACUGGACACAGAUGGAGCCCUGUGGCUGGGUGGCCUAGAGAAGCUGCCUGUGGGCCAGGCCCUGCCCAAGGCCUACGGCACGGGCUUCGUGGGCUGCCUGCGGGACGUGGUGGUGGGUCGGCGCCCGCUGCACCUGCUGGAGGAUGCCGUCACCAAGCCGGAGCUGCGGCCCUGUCCUGCCCCGUGAGCCACACUGCAGCCACGACCCACCCUGCUGUAAUUAUUUUCUAUUUUUGUAAACUUGUUGCUUUUUUUAUAUGAUUUUCUUGCCUACGUGUCAGCCGGAGGGACUGCUGGCCCGGCCUCCCUCCCGUCCAGGCAGGCGUGCUGCAGAGACAGACUUGGUGCCAAGGGACUCCAAGGGGAUGGGGGAGGAAUGCUGCACAUGGAGGGCUUGGCUCACUCAGCAGCCUUGGGACGUGCCCCUCUGCCUUGGGACACCGUGUCCCGGCCUCUCAGGCUGUGCCACCCCCGAGUAUCCACUUGUGCUAGCCCCCGUGUUCUCCAGCCUGUCAUCAGGCCCUGCAUACACACAUCGCCCAUGUUCCAUCUGGCGAGGCCUGUGUCCCCAGAGCAGGUAGGCACCGUAGGGUUUCGGGGGCCCUUCCUCUGUGCACGCCCCACAGGGCCUCUCUGGGUUCCCAUCUGAGCCGCCCCUCCUCCCUGCCUGUGCUGGGCGGGACCAGCCUCACCAGGGCCCGCCGAGCCCAGGCCUCCUGUGCCAGUCCUGUGAAACAAUGUCACUGUUGAGGCCAUGCUGCGCCCCUCCCUCCAGCUGAGUCCACCUGUCCCAGGGCGCUGGAGAGCAGAGGCCGGGCACAGGCCUGCACCCUGGCCCGCAGCUGGCCCUGCCCAUCCACCCAGCCACCCUGGACAUGGCUGUGUCCCCCCUCCUCCCCACAAGGCCCCACGAGGAGCCCUGAGAGGGCGUGGGGCCACUUGUGAUGUGGUGGACGUCCACUGCCUGCUUGCCUGGCGCGGCCAGCAUCCCCUCUUGAGGAUGCACGUCCAGGCCUGGCCACCAACCGCAAAGUCUUUAUGUACUGAUUUUAUUUGACAGCUGGGGUGGCGGGGCUGUUGUCUUUCCUGUCCUGGCCCGAGGGCAGCUGAGGACACCACACAGCAAACCUGUCCAGUUCUGGUGUGAGGACCGGUUGUCCUUAUCCAGGAGUGACCGGGAGCGGGCCGGGUGUCUAACCAACACCAAGGGGCAGGUGCGGGGUGGCAGAGACAGCUGCAAAGCCAGAGACGCCUUAAACUGCAGUGUUAGGUCUCAUCUGGUCCCGUCCCCCCAGCCGCCCUCAACUGUCCUGGUGGGGGUGGCAGCCCCUCCCCCAGCCCGGCCCAGCUGUCAGGCUCAGAGGCUGCAGGAGCCUCAGAAGUCCUGUUACUAACUCCAGUCUGUGUUUGUGUCAAUCACCGUGAAAUAAAGU
Messenger RNA from Kogia breviceps (pygmy sperm whale), 7451 nucleotides. NCBI's taxonomy places the organism in Eukaryota, Metazoa, Chordata, Mammalia, Artiodactyla, Physeteridae. The record is from RefSeq and is a predicted model, not a curated record.